AUUCAAUGUAAGGUACUGCAAUGCAAGCGCAGCGCAUCGUGGUUUUCGACUGUAAGACUGAUCACAUCAGUCAUCUCCUUCCUUCCAACUUCCUUUACACCUUGUUGCGAUGCUAUGCAAGUUUCCCCAGUCCGGCAGCGGGUAGAUUAUGUAUAUAAGUGCGUUCACACUCGAGUUAUUCAUGUUCGCAUCCACGCCUCGACAAGAAGCCUCCCAUAGUAGGCCAUUGGGGCAAAUUGUGCGUCGGAAAUGUCAUUCGAUGAUAUUCCCGCCUUUGUUUCUCGUCUUCAAACAAGCAAGUAUGUUAUUGCUGCUUCCCUAGUCAUCCUUAUCAUCAAUUAUAUCGACACAUUUUCUGAGGAGUACGAACUCAUCUGGAAGUCAAAAUGGGGCGCCGCCAAGGUGCUCUUCCUCUUCUCUCGCUAUAUUGCCUUUGCGGAGAUGCUUUUAACAAUGUGCUUAUAUAAUGACGCCGAGAUGCAAUACGACGUUGGUAUUCCAUGUUUCCUUUGCGUUCAACUAUUUAACUACUUAUUUUUCUCAUCCUGGUAGUCUUGUAUAUCAUUU
Messenger RNA from Serpula lacrymans var. lacrymans S7.9, 567 nucleotides. RefSeq lists its product as uncharacterized. The record is from RefSeq and is a predicted model, not a curated record. Bases 250 to 552 code for a protein of 100 amino acids. The transcript has 6 exons. NCBI's taxonomy places the organism in Eukaryota, Fungi, Basidiomycota, Agaricomycetes, Boletales, Serpulaceae.